Molecule: messenger RNA, 1534 nt
Organism: Mobula hypostoma (lesser devil ray)
Lineage: Eukaryota; Metazoa; Chordata; Chondrichthyes; Myliobatiformes; Myliobatidae
Exons: 11
Coding region: 61-1293 (410 amino acids)
Source: RefSeq, a predicted model, not a curated record
GCUCGGGCCUGCCGCGUUGCCUGGGAGACGGGGACGGCCUCGGUCGGUGCAGGAGCCAGCAUGAAGUUUGCUGAUGUCGUCCUGCUGUGCUCCGGCUUGGGAAUUUUAGAUGGAGCCUCUUUACCACACAAAUAUUCCACUGUUUUGCUAUCUGCUUUACCAAGAGAAGUAAUGGAAAGGGACAAUGUGAGGCAAUGGGAGUACAUCACUCCAACUUCAAAAUAUGAUGGGAGUUCAGAGGCUGAUCAAGUGAAGGUAAAUUCAAGCAGAAAGUCUCCUUCAGUCAAUGAAGUCCAGUUGAGAAGUUACAAUGGUUCCAUGCAAAGAGAAUCUUCAAUCCUUAUAGAUGUACGUAUCAAUGAAGUGGAUCAUAUGAUGCGGCUUGUCCGUCCCGUGGGUUCCAAUGUCGUAUUACCUGGAUUUAAACCUAAAAAUCUAGAAUCAAUUCAGUGGAGCUUCCUCAACUACAAAACAAAGAAAGCAAUCAUCGAAUAUUCGCACCAUAAGUUCACGAUAAAUCCAUUUUAUAGACACCGAGCAGAGCUUAACAUGACAUCUGGCGCAUUGCUUCUCAGGGAUUUGCGAUUGAAAGACAGUGGAAUUUAUGAAGUAAUUUUAAAUCCAAAAGGAAAAACACUUACAAAAGGGGAUGAGAUUUCAAGCAUUCAUCUGGAUGUCCAAGGAAAUCUGUUUGUUCAUGAAGACACCCUUGUAGGCUCCGUUAUUGUGUUGGUUAGCGCUGCAACAUCCUUCUGUGCAUCAGCCUUCAUCGUCUAUGCCUUGGAGAAGGAUCAAGUUAAAACGUACUGGCUUCAUGUGACAUCUGCAAUUGUGGUAUUUCAUGGAAUGUCCUUAUUUUGCCAACUAAUUACAUUUGUAAUCUUUAACGUAAAUGCAGGAUUUUCCCCUGUAUACCGAGCAGGUUCUGGAAUUGGCUGCAUCCUCUGUUUGGCAACAGUUACCUAUAUGAUGGUUCUUUUUCUGUAUCAUCACUCACAGCACUCUUUGUCCUUCCUUUCCAAUUGCUGGAAAAGAAACAUCUUUCUGGGAAGUGAAAUUAUUGCCGUGCUGAUUGCUUGUUUGCCACUUAUCAAGUCAAAGCAAAAUGUCAAAAAAUGUCAGUUAUCAUACCAUGCACUGUCUGUGAAAAUUAUUCUGAUGGUGAUGCUCUAUGUUUGUGGUCUUGGAUUGUUCGCCCUCUUUCACACCAAGUUCUCUUUUAAACUACGAAGAAACUAUGUCAAGUUGAAAGAGGUAAAACGGUACAGACAAAGCAGAAAUGAAGAAUCUUAGCUCACAGUUAUAAGGAGCUGUCGAGAUGAUUUAGUACCAACCAUCUUUCACCUGUGGAGUUGUGUAUUCUGUCUGGUAAACGUAGGGUUGAAUAUCUUCACAUUCAUUGUGUGCACUGCACUGAACACUUGUCAUUUCACUGCUGAAAGAGACAGGUGGAAGGAAUAGGACACUUCAAGGCAUGAAAGCAAAGACUGAGAUUGAGGAAAAUGCAUGUCCAAAAUUUCACAAAGCCAGACCA